Paramecium pentaurelia is the source of this 431-nucleotide messenger RNA. The record is from the annotation of a GenBank genome assembly. NCBI's taxonomy places the organism in Eukaryota, Ciliophora, Oligohymenophorea, Peniculida, Parameciidae.
AUGUCUGAUAUGAAAUUGAUUAAAGAUUAAAAAAAGUACUUUUAAAAGAUAGGAUGGAUAAGAAAAAAAAAGGAAAUAAGUAAAUAUAUGGAUUAAGUUGCUAAAGAGGAUUUAUAUUAAAGUUUAAAAAAAACAGAUGUAAUUCUAAUAGGCAUAAGGACAUACUUACCAAUCUAACAUUUGGAAAGUUAAAAUAAACAAAUAUUCAAGGAAAUUGGAUAAAUUUUUUAUUAUGAGAUGAGAUUAUUAGUUACUAAAGAGUUCAAGUUUAACUUAUUCAAAAAGGGUUGUAAUAGAGAAAAAUGUUUAUUUUUUUUAUGUAACUCUUUAUUCUAAUAAUAUAAGGUUUAGAAAUCUUGAGAUAAACAUUGUCAAUUCAAUUGGUACUACUUUAAAUUUUUUUGAGUUUUAGAAAAGACUUAGAGAAUUGA